This is a messenger RNA of Candidula unifasciata, 1545 nucleotides long. The record is from the annotation of a GenBank genome assembly. NCBI's taxonomy places the organism in Eukaryota, Metazoa, Mollusca, Gastropoda, Stylommatophora, Geomitridae.
AUGGAAAUUAAUAUCCCAGGACUUGUCUCCAUCAUCGUCUUCUACAUAAUCAUCCUGGUGAUUGGAAUCUGGGCCGCUCGCAAGUCUCGCAUGGCCACGAACCUCAGUACUGAGGAUGUUUGGCUGGCCAAUAGGUCGCUGGGUGUCUUCAUUGGAGUGUUCACUACAACAGCCACGUGGGUUGGUGGUGGGUACAUCAAUGGGACUACGGAAGUCGUGGCUCACGACGGGCUGGUGUGGUGUCAAGCUCCAAUUGGAUACAGCAUAAGUUUGAUCUUUGGUGGGAUGUUCUUCGCAGAAAAGAUGAGAGUCACUGGGUUCACCACCAUGUUAGACCCUUUCCAUUGGAAGUUUGGGGACUUUAUCAACUGCCUGCUUUUUAUCCCGGCUCUCACGGGCGAGAUCUUCUGGUCAGCGUCCAUCCUGGCCUCGCUAGGCGCCACUCUGAAAGUCAUCCUGGGGAUCAGUCUCGAAAUCGCCAUCAUUGUGUCUGCAGUCAUCGCCCUGUUGUACACCAUCGUUGGGGGCCUGUACUCUGUGGCCUACACGGAUGUCGUUCAACUGAUCUGCAUAUUUGUCGGACUGUGGGUUUGUGUGCCCUUCUCCAUGACCCACGAGGCUACAACUCCCAUCACAGCCAACAACUCGGCCACCUGGCUCGGACACCUAGACAAUAACUACAUCGGCAACUACAUCGAUUAUUGGCUGUUGUUGAUCUUCGGUGGAAUACCGUGGCAGGAACUCUGGCAGAGGGUGUUGUCCUCCAGAUCCACAGCUGUGGCCAAGAACCUCAGCUAUAUCUCUGGCUUCUUCUGCCUCGUUAUGGCUGUCCCCGCCGUCCUCAUGGGUGCAGUUGCAGCCUCAACUGACUGGAACAUGACAGAGUACGGCCAUCCUGCCAUCCUGAAAGAAGACAGAACUCUGACGCUUGCUCUGGUCAUGCGCUACCUCUGUCCCACGGCCGUGACCUUCAUAGGACUGGGAGCUGUUUCUGCAGCUGUGAUGUCCUCAACGGACGCCGCCAUCUUGAGUGCCAGCUGCAUGUUUUCAAGAAACGUCUACGCCGUUAUUUACAACAGGAUUAAGAAAACAAGGCCUUCAGAGACGUCUCAAGUCUGGGUGAUGCGUGUGGCGCAGAUAGCAGUUGCAGCGAUGGCAUGUGCCAUGGCUCUCACUGUCAACUCUAUUUACUACUUAUUUCUGCUGUGCUCAGAUUUCAUCUACGUCAUUCUGUUUCCGCAACUGGUCUGCGUCCUGUACAUCAAGAAGAGCAACUCGUACGGAUCGUUAAUGUCAUUCAUUGUCGGUCCUUUUCUUCCGGCUAAUGGGAGGAGAAAAGGGACAGACACACAAUUGUUUCCCUUCAGAACGCUGGCAAUGAUUAUAGCACUCUUCACACUCAUCGCAGUGUCGUAUUUCACGGAUUUCCUCUUUACGCGACAAAUUGUCCAUCGCAAGUGGGAUCUGUACGGAUGUUUUGAGGUAAACAUCUGCCGCCAUGUCUCCUACUUAUACAUGGCUCUUUCUUACCAGUUAGUUAGUUAG